AUGGACGUGGAGGCAGAUCUAAGCCGUCUGCGCGAUGCAGCAGUUCAGCAGCAAAUACGUCUAUGGCUUGCUUUAGACAAAAAUGCUCAGUCUCAACAAGAAGCAAAACGGUUGAUUAAAGAAGCUUCUGAAGAACAGCUGAAGGAGGUCUUCUGCAAACACCUAAAAUUCGGCACAGCAGGGCUAAGGGCUCAUAUGGGCGCUGGGUUUAGCAGAUUGAACGAUGUUACAAUUCAACAAGCGUCACAGGGUCUGGCAGAUUAUUUAAUUAAACGCCACGGGGCAGACAUUUGUUCAACUCGCGGAAUUAUUAUAGGCAGAGACUGCAGACAUAACUCUGAAAGAUUCUCUCAUCUUGCUGCUGCUACAUUUUUGAGUCGAGGGUUUCGGGUGUAUUUAUGCAGAAGUGCUGUACAUACACCGCUUGUAGCAUUUGGUGUUCUUCAUUUAAACUGCGUCGCGGGUAUUGUUAUUACUGCUUCACAUAACCCUAAAGAGUAUAACGGAUAUAAAGUUUAUGAUGAAAACGGCGCUCAAAUUAUCCCUCCAGUAGAUGCAGAUAUUGCUAACGCCAUUCAAAAUAAUCAGAGUCUGUGGCCGGAAGUGGAGGAAGUGUUUGACCGAUCAAAGGGUUUUAUUUUUGUUUCUGAAGACAAAGCGCAGCAGUUGGUAGACCCAACAAAAGAACUAACAGAAGAAUAUUUAUCUUCAAUAACAGCAGACUUGUGCAUGCGAAAGGAAGAAACACAAAAAUCUUCUCUUAAAGUUGUAUACACCCCAAUGCAUGGGGGUUUAGGCGUUGGGGUUAAGUGCACUAGAACUUCAGUGGAUGAACAGUGCAUCCCUGAUCCUGAUUUUUCGACUGUCUCUUUCCCAAACCCUGAAGAAGAAGGUGCAUUAAACUUAGCUAUUAAAAAAGCAGAAGAAAACAAUAUUUCUUUUGUUGUUGCUAACGAUCCCGAUGCAGACAGACUCGGCUGCGCUGAAAAAGUCAACGGAGAGUGGCAUCAGUUUACCGGGGAUGAAAUCGGCAUAAUGUUGGCUGCAUAUUUAUUAGAAGUGCGAGUGAAGCAGAAAAAAGAAAAAGCAAAGAUGCUUUUUAUUUCUUCUGUUGUCUCUUCCUCUAUGCUUAAGGCCUUUGCAGAGGCGAACGGCUGCGUAUAUCGGUGCACAGGGACAGGGUUUAAGUGGAUAGAGAACAGGGCAGCAUUGCUGCAGCAGCAGCAGAGUUUGGAGCCUGUGCUGCUAUAUGAAGAAGCUUUAGGGUUUGGGGUGUAUGCACAGACGGAAGCAAUUUAUACAAUUUCUUGCAGCAGCAGCAGCAGCAGCACGGCUUCUUUCUUUCUUGUAAUGUUAGCGUAA
This is a messenger RNA of Eimeria acervulina, 1362 nucleotides long. Its product is annotated as phosphoglucomutase, putative. Gene Ontology annotation, molecular function: magnesium ion binding; phosphopentomutase activity. The record is from RefSeq and is a predicted model, not a curated record. The transcript is spliced from 10 exons. NCBI's taxonomy places the organism in Eukaryota, Apicomplexa, Conoidasida, Eucoccidiorida, Eimeriidae. Bases 1 to 1362 code for a protein of 453 amino acids. Gene Ontology annotation, biological process: purine ribonucleoside salvage; carbohydrate metabolic process.